CGAACCCUUGGUCUAUGAGCGUUUGAAUUCAACGCGGGGAGUGUCUUCCCUUCUAACGCCGAAAUUUCUGCAAACUUUCGACGCGUUCCAUGAGGUUUCCAACAGCCUGAAUAGAAAACCUCCGACUAGCAAUCAAACCCAGUCAACAUCGUGGGACGAGACGAUGCUCUAGCUAGAGCCAACUCGGCAAAUAACAACUGAUAACAAUUAGAUUAGAUAACACGCGACGAUAAUGCUGGAGGGUAUGGUGCACUGCGCUAGUUCACGUUCAACAAAGAUGGGCGCAGGCAACAGCAAAGAGUUCGAUCAAGCGGCGCCGCGGCGCAAAUCACGACGGAAAUUCUACGGGGUCCUGAAACACAACUUUGACCUCAUCGAGCACAAGCUGAAACCGGACCGUCUUGCCGACGAUGAGUACGAGAUCGUUCAUCAGCUGAUCGAGGCCAACAAGAACGAACUUCUGGCGGUAGUGGCUGACGUGCAGGCGAAACCCAAGUACAAACAACUCUACGACGAGUGUAUGGCAACAUGCGAUAGGUUUGCGGAGGAGCUCCGGACAAAACGCAUCCCAUCAUCAGCACCUUCAUCGCCAGGUCCUAAAAAACGUAAAAAGAAAAAAAUGCGGAAGGAGAGAAAGACUUUGCUCACUCCAGAAGAAGAAAGCUUCGCAGCGAUUCACGCUAUCCGUGCUGAAAUGGUACCACUACGCGACGAGGUGCUCACAUUUAAGGGACAACGUGACGACAGAAUCUACCACUUUCUGCAAGAGAGCUUCCAUCGAUACGUGAAGAAACUGUGCGCCAUUGAGCUGCACGAGCGUGUACAGCUAAAAUACGAAUUGCGAAUUGCGAUUGCCUACGCGCAAGAGUCGCAAGAAGUGCUGGAUGAGAUCUGUGCAGGCAGGCGCCCUCCGUCGCUACAACAACAGCUUAGUGUGGAUGAGAGGCGAGUGGUCUCCAUGCAUCAGAACUACGCCGAGCAUCCCACAAAUGGACAUUUUGUCAAAAACACCACGAUUACACGCAAACGCAGCAAGUCAAUGGGCGAUUACCUCCAUAAAACUGGUGAUGCGGACUUCUGCGGCAGUAAGAAAUCCUUUUCCGAGUAUCCUGAUUCUCCAGACUACUCCAGCGACAGCGACUAUGCUCAGACUAGUGACUUCUCCGAUGGGCCAAAAACUCCACACUCCAUCAACUCUACUUUCACGUACAACUUUAAAGUCACGUCGAUUUAGAUUUAGUUCUAAUUUUAGUUUAAGCACGAGCUCAACGAUUCUGUACAUUCCUUACUAACUUAGAGGAAGUGAUAAACUACGUUAUAAACUCUGUUACUAGCAGAGGUGGUAGCCUUGAUUACGUGUCCGACACCCUACUCUAUGAUUCCAGCAAUCCAACAGCGACACAACAACGGUAAUCAAAUCUGCGGCAUUAUCUAACGCAGCUUUGCAAUUUACCUUCUAAAUAUGAAUAGUUUAUAAGAUAAACGUCGUAAUAUAUUGUAAAAUAUUCUGAAAUUAAACGCUUUGCGGGGAGAUGAGAAUGAGAAAGAUUUGAAUGGCUAAAAUGUACGACACAAAUUUCUUGAAAUUAAUAAUAAAACUUGAAAAAGUUGCAAACUGA
Dalotia coriaria is the source of this 1619-nucleotide messenger RNA. RefSeq lists its product as uncharacterized. The record is from RefSeq and is a predicted model, not a curated record. The transcript is spliced from 2 exons. Bases 233 to 1234 code for a protein of 333 amino acids. Gene Ontology annotation, molecular function: protein-folding chaperone binding. Lineage: Eukaryota; Metazoa; Arthropoda; Insecta; Coleoptera; Staphylinidae.